This is a messenger RNA of Stylonychia lemnae, 1248 nucleotides long. The record is from the annotation of a GenBank genome assembly. NCBI's taxonomy places the organism in Eukaryota, Ciliophora, Spirotrichea, Sporadotrichida, Oxytrichidae.
AUGAUAAAAAAACACAAUUUGCACAUUUUCAUUUUAUUAGUGGCUAUAGCCUUCAAUUCAUCACUUUUAUCUGCAAACUGCUUCAUAUUCAAGUCGAGCUAUGAAGUUAUGCCCACCCUAACGUUUGCUGAAAAAUUCACUCUUACUACUCUAAAUAUUCUUGACAUUUGCACUUUUCCAAAAACAAUUUAUUACGGAAAUGAACACCUGGUUCAAAGGGAAAUAACUAAACAAAUAAUUUAAGAAAGCUUAAAUGCAUAAAAUAGCAGUCUGGAAGAUAUUGAUUUCAUAGACUACUUCAAAAAUAUCCAGCAAUUAGAGCAACCUUAAUACUUUGAAAGUGAAAAGAUUGUUUAUCACAAAAGUGACCAAAUGAAAAUACCAUUAGUAACACAUAGAAUUUGGCUUACUGAUCUAAACUAUCCAAAAGAAAUCACUGACGUCGUGCCUAGCUAUGCAGUUGAAUAACUAGGUACGUCAUAUAAAGUUUUCAAUUAGUCAGCUCAGUACUAAGGAUAUAAAUGGUCACAUUACCUUUGGGUUCAAGAUAAGCAAAAGGUUCCAGAAACAAUUAAACUUUUUAAAAAUUUUGGGGUAAUAACUAAAGAGUUAAAGGAAUUGGAUGGGUUCCAUGAUGGAAGGGUUUAAAAUUAAUAUCAAUAUUAUAUGAAAGACCUUAGAGCAGUUGCAGCUGCAAGUGAUUUGAUUAGAGUUUUAAUUGUGUACGAAUAAGGAGGAUUAUAUUUUGAUAAUGAUUAUACAUUUUGGCACUGGGAUUAUAACAUUAAUUUUUAUUUCGAUUUUAUGGGAGUUGGACUAUAAGUUACAUAAAAUACUUACGGUUUAAAUAAUGCAUUUUUUGCUUCUAAAUCGGGUCAUUUGCUUUUAGAAAAAUAUUUGCAUUAUGUGAUCAAAUAAUUCAGAAAGCAUGAUGAUGAUCUAGAUGAUAGACCAUUUUACUAGAAUACUUGUUCUUAUAUGACCGCAGCUUCAACACUAUAUGGCACUGGACCAGCUGUACUGACUGCCAUUGCUCUCAACUAUCUUAACAAAGAUGGAAAUCAAGAUAUAGUUAUAUCGGAUAGAAACAAGCCUUAACACAAAUCCAAUAUUAAUAUAAUAGACCUAAAUGGAAUUAAGGGGUAGUUGAUGAUAGAUUUAGUGUGCAUGGAUUAUUAAACAAAUCUCUGGAGGAAUGAUUUUAAGGAUGCAAGAGUAUUUGGAUUUCCUCAGUACUCUAAAUUUUGA